GCCGUUCAAAGAGAGCCCAGGCGCCUUCGCCGCUGCCCUUUGUCCCAGCAGCGCCGCCCCUUCCUCGGGGCCCCCGCUCGGCCGCCCCGUCCACUCUCGCCCCCUCCUCUCCCUGCAAGCCGCGAGGAUGGAGCGCCGGACGCUCCUCCGAAGACCCCCGGCCGCCCUCCGCCUCCUCUUCGUCCUCCUCGUGGGCGCCGCGGGCGCAGCCAGGCAAGGACUGCAAGUAAUUGACCUCCUGUCAGUGAUGGAGACCCGGCAUGUGACCAGUGUGGCCAACAAGAUCCGGACAGAGCUCAUGUCUGUCAAUGACAUCUACCUGCUCUCCACUUUCCGCCUGCCCCCCAAGCAAGGUGGGGUGUUGUUUGGACUCUACUACAAGAAAGACAACAGCCGGUGGUUUGAGGCAUCAGUCGUUGGCAAGACCAACAAAGUCCUCAUCCGAUACUUGCGGGCCGACGGCAAGGUCCAUUCAGUGAACCUGCAGAACGCAAACCUUGCCGAUGGUCGCAGCCACACCACCAUCCUGCGGGUGAGCGGCCUGCAAGGCAGCAGCCUGUCCACGGAGCUGUACGUGGACUGCAAGCAAACAGACUCUAAUGUGGGGCUGCCUGAGAUGUCUUCCCUUGACCUAGACCAAGCGGAGGCUGUGGAGAUGCGGACAGGGCAGAAAUCUUAUCUCCGCAUGCAGGGCUUUCUGGAGUCGCUGAAACUGAUCCUCGGAGGAUCGAUGAGCCGGGUGGGAGCCUUAAGCGAGUGCCCCUUCCAAGGGGACGAAUCCAUGCAGAACACGGUAUCCAAUGUGAUCAAUACCCUCUUUGGUGAGCAAACAAGGGCUCUUGUGAAACAACUCACCCUUUUCAACCAGAUUCUGAUGGAACUUCAAGAGGAUAUGAGAGAUCAAGUGAAGGAGAUGUCCUUGAUCCGGAACACCAUUAUGGAGUGUCAGGUGUGCGGAUUUCACGAACACCGCUCCCGAUGCAAACCAAAUCCUUGUUUCAGCGGUGUCGACUGCAUGGAGACAUACGAGUACCCGGGCUACCGUUGUGGGCCUUGUCCGCCUGGCUUUGAAGGCAACGGGACCCACUGUGCUGACAUCAAUGAGUGUGCCCACGCCAACCCCUGUUUCCUUGGAUCAAAGUGCCUCAAUACGGCACCUGGCUUUCGCUGUGAACCCUGCCCGCCCGGCUACAAGGGAAACCUCAUCUCCGGUGUAGGGGCGGAUUACGCCAAAGCCAGCAAACAGGUUUGCACGGAUAUUGAUGAAUGCAAUGAUGGGAACAACGGGGGAUGUGACCCCAAUGCCAUCUGCACCAACAGCCUGGGAUCCUACAAAUGCGGGCCUUGCAAGUCAGGUUUUGUGGGGAACCAGACGGGCAGCUGUACCCCCCAGAAGGCCUGCCAGAGCCCCAGCCACAACCCCUGCGACGUCAAUGGCUACUGCCUCUUCGAACGCAAUGGAGAUGUCUCCUGCGCAUGCAACGUGGGCUGGGCUGGGAACGGGAACGUGUGUGGACGGGACACAGACAUUGAUGGCUACCCGGAUGAGCCCUUGCCUUGCAUCGACAACAAUAAGCACUGUUCACAGGACAACUGCCGGCUCACACCCAACUCUGGUCAAGAAGAUGCAGACAAUGACGGCAUAGGGGACCAGUGCGAUGAUGACGCGGAUGGCGAUGGCAUCAAGAAUGUGGAGGACAACUGCCGUCUUUUCCCCAACAAAGACCAGCAGAAUUCAGACACUGAUUCUUUUGGGGAUGCUUGCGACAACUGCCCCAAUGUCCCCAACAAUGACCAGAAGGACACGGACAGCAACGGGGAGGGGGACGCUUGCGACAAUGACAUUGACGGGGACGGAAUCCCCAACGGGCUCGAUAAUUGCCCUAAGGUGCCCAACCCGCUGCAGACGGAUCGCGACGAGGACGGUGUGGGCGAUGCCUGUGACAGUUGUCCCGAGAUCAGCAACCCUACUCAGACAGAUGCGGACAGUGACCUGGUGGGUGAUGUUUGCGACACCAAUGAGGACAGCGAUGGCGACGGUCACCAGGACACAAAAGACAACUGCGCAGAAAUUCCCAACAGCUCUCAGCUGGAUUCAGAUAAUGAUGGGCUGGGAGACGAAUGCGACAAUGACGACGACAAUGACGGGAUCCCCGAUUACGUGCCCCCUGGCCCUGACAACUGCCGUCUUGUCCCCAACCCCAACCAGAAGGAUUCUGACGGCAACGGCGUGGGGGACGUAUGCGAGGAGGAUUUUGACAACGACACUGUGGCUGACCCGCUGGACGUCUGCCCGGAGAGCUCCGAGGUGACGCUGACUGACUUCCGCGCGUACCAGACGGUCAUUCUGGAUCCCGAAGGCGAUGCCCAGAUCGAUCCCAAUUGGGUAGUUCUCAAUCAGGGCAUGGAAAUCGUACAGACGAUGAACAGUGACCCAGGCUUGGCUGUAGGGUACACGGCGUUCAACGGGGUGGAUUUUGAAGGCACCUUCCACGUCAACACCAUCACGGACGACGACUAUGCCGGAUUUAUCUUUGCCUACCAAGACAGCGCCAGUUUUUACGUGGUCAUGUGGAAGCAAACGGAGCAGACCUACUGGCAGGCCACGCCCUUCCGGGCUGAUGCCGCACCUAGUUUGCAGCUGAAGGCAGUGAAAUCCACCACCGGUCCCGGCGAGUAUCUGCGCAAUGCCUUGUGGCACACGGGCCACACCCCCGGCCACGUGCGCCUGCUCUGGAAGGACCCACGGAACGUGGGAUGGAAGGACAAGACCUCUUACCGCUUGCGACUCAUACACCGGCCCCAGGUUGGCUACAUCAGGGUGCUGCUUUACGAGGGACCCCAGCUGGUGGCUGACUCAGGCGUCAUCAUCGACACGACGAUGCGAGGGGGGCGCUUGGGGGUGUUCUGCUUCUCCCAGGAAAACAUCAUCUGGUCCAACCUACAGUAUCGCUGCAACGAUACCGUCCCUGUGGACUUUGAGCCGUUCCGCCGGAUCCUACUGGAAGGCCCUUGAACGAGGGUCCUCAGAAGGGCUCGCCGCCCAUCUUAGACUAGGACCUCUCUUCACAAAGACUCCUGGUGGUCCACCCAGAGAACGCGGGCAUCAUUUCAGACCUCUCCAUACACACUCACCUACCCACAAUGGACUGGUAAACUGGCAGACUUUACCCCAUAAGCUCAGGAGCUCCCUAACCCAGCCCAGCAGUCUCUUUUACAGGGUUGACAAGAUGCUACAGGCACAGAGAUCAGCAAAGGAUUAUGGGACAGCAAGGGCUUGAGCCAAUCGAAGAGGGCCGCUAUGGAGCAAAUCCCCACCUAAGUAGGGGCGUACUGAUGCCCCUGUUUUUUUUCCUCUAUACCUUUUGGGAAACGAUCCGUCCAUAAAAGU
Messenger RNA from Rhineura floridana, 3391 nucleotides. It is a transcript of the gene THBS3, whose product is annotated as thrombospondin 3. The transcript has 23 exons. The record is from RefSeq and is a predicted model, not a curated record. Bases 128 to 3016 code for a protein of 962 amino acids. NCBI's taxonomy places the organism in Eukaryota, Metazoa, Chordata, Lepidosauria, Squamata, Rhineuridae. Gene Ontology annotation, biological process: cell adhesion. Gene Ontology annotation, cellular component: extracellular region. Gene Ontology annotation, molecular function: calcium ion binding.